Molecule: messenger RNA, 1342 nt
Organism: Phytophthora nicotianae INRA-310
Lineage: Eukaryota; Oomycota; Peronosporomycetes; Peronosporales; Peronosporaceae
Exons: 1
Coding region: 698-1195 (165 amino acids)
Source: RefSeq, a predicted model, not a curated record
AUUAAGAGUAGCUAAGCGAGUACCGGGUGUCGUCUUUGGAGGUGUCCAUGUUGUGCUAGCAGGAAAUUUUUUUACAAUUGCCACCCGUCGGGGGAACUCCGCCAUACUCCGACCCAAGUCAGAAAUCCAAAUUUUCGCCCGAUGAGCUUUCAGGAUAUCAGUUGUGGAAUUUGUUUACGGAUUGCAUAAUCCUGAAAGAAAGUGUCAUAUUCGAACGAGACCCUGAGUGGGGAUUUGGAUGUGAACGCGCACGACUUGGCGUUUGGACACCUGAGUUUGUCAAAAUUAUAAAUUCGCGAGUGGUCAAAUCUGAGGACUCGGAAGUGGAAUUUACUGAACGGAGGAUAAGUACGUUUGUGACCCCCGACAAUACGACGAGAGUUGCGAUUAAUAGGUUGUUUUUAUCCACUACCGCAAGAUCAAUGCCUGAUGGGGAGUAUCCAGUACGUAUUAUUGCAAACUUUCGAGGCCAACUUAAAGGAUUAAAUCGGUCAGAGGCGGAGAUGGUCAUGGGGCUACCUGACACGAAAUUUGGAAGAAUGGCUCCCUUUCUUGACUUGAUUUCUGGAAUGCCAAUUCAAGUUACACAAAAUAUUAGGGCGGAAAAGAUGGUCGUCAACGGAGCAUUAGGUACACUGGAGGCAAUCAUUUACCACCCAGAACAACGUUUUGCUUGGUACAUGAUAGUGUUGCUGGAAUGACGGUUAAAAUCCCUAGUACGCAGCCGCCGAUUGCACUAGUGAAAAUCGACCGUGGUGCCUCAGCUACAGCUAUGAGAAGCUGCAGUGACACCAAUAUUUUCCCGCUGUUUUUUGAUUCCCAAGCCUUCCGCUCGUGCGAUAUCUCUCUACCUGGAAAUGUUAGUGGUAUACCUCGGGUACUUUCGGUCAAGAUUCAGCAAUUUCCACUUGUCUGUGCCGUGGCUUCGACAGUGUACAAGGUCCAAGGCGAGACAUUGGACUCAAUGGUAGUGACGGAAUGGCGGUCACAAAAUGGGGUUGCUAAUAAGAAAGAGCAACCGUAUCUACAGGUCUCACAAGUCACUUCAAGAUAUGCUUUUACUGCAUUGGAACCUCUAACAAACGAUAUAAUUGCUUGGGCGCGUCCGUCGAAAAGCGCCUUAGAUGAGGAAGCGCGAUUAGAACAACUUUGCGGCAUGACAUUGGCAAAAUUGUCGUCUACUUCGUUAACGUAACAAAACAACGGAGGUUUUUCUUUAAUUUUACAAAAUUCCUACGAAUAAGUCAUUUUUACGAUGUGUCAAUGGGAAAUGUUCAGUAACAGCACAUAUAUGCCUUAACCGCUUCUGCUUGCCAACAGCAGCUUUAAGACUUAAUCACCC